AUGUCCGCCGCGACGUCGCGGACGUCUCGCGGCGCGAACGCGACGGCGCGAACGACGUGGGGGGUCGGAAUGGGCGCGGGACGGCGACGCGGGGGCGGAUCGACGCGACGCCCGGGACGGACGGUGGGCGCGCGGUGGACGCGCGAGGGCGAUGGGGUGGAUCACGGGCGCGCGGGCGCGCGGCUUGAGGUGGUGCGCGCGAGCGCGGCGAAUGCGGACGCGGAGGUGGACGCGGAGGCGUUGCUGAGGGAGAUUUUCGCCGACGCGGAGGUUGACGCGGAGUGGUACGGCGUGGACGAGGACGAGGACGUGGAGAUUAGUGGAAUCGCGAACGAUAUCAACGCGUUGCUCAGUGGUGAUUUGUUUGUCUGCCCGGUGGGGGGGGAGGCGGGCGCGUCGUUGGCGCGCGAGGCGGUCGCGGCGGGGGCGGUGGCGAUCGUGGCGAGCGAACGCGUGGAGGGCGUCGCCGACGUCCCGUGCGCCGUCGUGGCGAACGUGGACGAAGCGCUGGCGGAUAUCGCGCGGGUGUUUUACGGUGAUCCGAGCACGGCGUUGACGGCGAUCGCGCUCACGGGGGCGGUCGGGAAGACGACGACGUCUUACUUGGUGAAGUCCGUGUUCGAGGCGGCUGAUAUUAAAAUGGGUCUCGUCGGGUCGAACGGAAACUACGUCAGGGUGGAUUUCGAGGAAGACGACCUGAAGCUCACCACGCAGGGCGGCGUGUGGGAGAGCGACGAGGAGGACACGACUCGUGAUCGCACGUCCACCGCCCCGGGAUGGUUGGCGCCGUACCGAGGAAAGUACGAGUUUGAGGAGCUCGGCGCGGAUGCGUUGCAGUUUCAGCAACUCACCGCGGGCAUCGCUGAUAACGGGGCCAACGCGGCGGUGAUGGAGGUGAGCGCAGAGCAAGUCAGGCGCAAAGCGACGAGAGGGAUGAACUUCGACAUCGUCGCCCUGACCUCGUUCGAGGGCGCGAGAAAGAACUACAACGGAGCGGAUUCCGAGUACUCCUCGUUCGUGGCGGACGUCUUCAAGGUGCUUGAAAACGCCGAGACCCAGCGCGGGGUGAUCAACAUAGACGAAGAGGACGCUGAUUUAUGCCGAGAGUACGCUAGUGGGGUGCCGGUGGUGACGUACUCGACGCAGAUCGGGAACACCGCCGCCGACGUAUACCCAGCUCGCGUAGACUUUUCUCUCUUCGAGACGGCAAUCUCACUGAGCACGCCCGCGGGGAACGUCGAGGUCGUCCUCGGCCUCGUUGGUGAGCACAUGAUCGGACCAAUCUGCUGCGCCACCGCGAUCGGGUUGGCGGCGGAGAUUUCGCUCGAUGUCAUCGCCGCCGGUUUGGAGGCGUGCGAGGUGAUUCCGGGACGCAUGGAACUCGUUGACAUGGGACAAGACUUCUCCGUCCUCGUCGACAACGCAAACACGCCGGAGGGGAUCGAGCGUGUGAUUCAAAGCGUUCGUGCCGCGAAUUGCCGACGCGUCAUCACCGUCAUCGGCUGCGAGGGCGACAUGGGAGACGAGCGCGGCGAGCGCGCCGUGAUCGGCAAAGUCGCGCACGACAUGUCGGACGUCUUGUUCAUCACCAACGAUUCCCCAAAGACGGAGGACCCGUACAAAAUUUUGGACGAUAUUUGCGGCGGGUUUAGAAAUGAGAUUUAUGAGAACGAUAAGAUCAAGGAUGAGGCGCUGUUCCCGUUCUUGAAGGAUAUGUACGAGGUGCACGAAAACGCCCAGUACGAGUGCAUGCGAUUGCAGAACUUAGUUCGUAGAUACGUCAUGGUCGAUCGCUUCCACGCCAUCCGAGCCGCCAUCGGCAUGGCCGAGCGCGAUGACGUGGUUCUCAUCCUCGGCAGAGGCUCGAAGGAUUACUUUGUCGUCGGUCGCGAGAAGCACUGGUUUGACGACGUCGUGGAGGCUCGAGACGCUCUGCAAAAAAUCGGCGCCAUCCAAGACAGCGGCGUCGACACGCACAACCUUCCCUGGCAAUCGCUCGCCGCGCGAGCGACCAACCCCGGGGCCGGCAACUUGCUCGGUUAA
Molecule: messenger RNA, 2043 nt
Organism: Ostreococcus tauri
Lineage: Eukaryota; Viridiplantae; Chlorophyta; Mamiellophyceae; Mamiellales; Bathycoccaceae
Product: Mur ligase, C-terminal
Exons: 1
Coding region: 1-2043 (680 amino acids)
Biological process (GO): biosynthetic process
Molecular function (GO): ATP binding; acid-amino acid ligase activity
Source: RefSeq, a predicted model, not a curated record